GACCUCCUCCGCGCCGUCCAAAAUCAACCCUGGUCCGACGUCAAAGAACUCAACUGGGGCGCUAUCAACGGGGACGAGAAGGAGAGGCUGAAGAACAAUGGGGAUAUCAAGACGCCGGCUGAGCAUUGUCAGUACAAGUUUUUGGCGCAUGUGGAGGGGUAUGCGUAUAGUGGGAGGUUGAAGUACCUCCAACAAUGCCGCUCCGUCAUCGUCGGCCACAAACUCCAAUACAUCCAGCACUACCACCACCUCAUCAACGGCCAAGACGGCCACCCGGAGCAGAAUUAUGUCGAAGUCCCUUUACCGUUCGAGCAGAAUCUGGAGGGGGUAAUGGAGGGUUUGUUGAAGGAGGAGAGUAGGGAGAAGGUGGAGAGGAUUGCGGAGAAUGGGUGGAAGGGGAUGAGGCAGGGGUAUAUCAGUCCGGCUGCAAAUGAUUGCUACUUUCGCUACCUCUUACACAAGUAUGCAGAGGUGCAGGCGUUCGUACCGAGUAUCGAAGGGGCGGCGCCGUAUGAGAGUUUUGUGUUGAUGGGCAAGACGCAUUGGGAUCCACAUAGACGUUAG
Molecule: messenger RNA, 564 nt
Organism: Cryptococcus amylolentus CBS 6039
Lineage: Eukaryota; Fungi; Basidiomycota; Tremellomycetes; Tremellales; Cryptococcaceae
Exons: 3
Source: RefSeq, a predicted model, not a curated record